GCGAACACAAAGUGCGGAAAAUUGUGCGGUGCACACACGUUAUUUCUUACGAGGGAAAUCUAACGUCGUCAGUAGUUAAGAUAAUCCAUUUAAUAUAAUCCCGUGAACUUCGAACCUCACGACGAACGAAUUAAAAGUCUCAGACUAAUCGCAAAUUAAAUCGUUGUUUGUUUCGUUCUAUCGCGGAUAGAACGGCUGUGUGGGUCGUGUGUUAAAUAAUCGGCGUAAAAGCCGGAACAAAACAACGUGAUAAAGCCUGGUGUCGCCUGGUGGGGUAUGUCAGUGAGUGGAUGGUGAUGAUUAGCGAUCUUGCUAAGAAGGAUGUGAAUCGUUUCAGUAUCGAAGUGUAAACGUCUCCCGAAACAGUCGCGGAAAUGGCUCUGAGAUGGCAAGCGAGGCUCUCAAUUGCUGCCAUACUCUUCAUGUGCACGGAAGACACGCUGAGUCUAGGAGAUCGGACGAUAGAUAACAUGGACAGACACGCGAUCCAGACCAGACCUCGGCAACAAUUGCUGGAUCAUUCUUCCGGCCCGAAGUCAAAACCGGAACCUACCUUCGACCAGUCGCAGAACACCAACGUGACGGCCCUGAUUGGAAAAACUGCAUACCUCACGUGCCGAGUUCGCAAUCUGGGCGACAAAACCGUAUCCUGGGUCAGGCACAGGGACAUCCACAUUCUGACGGCGGGAGCGUACACAUAUACGAGCGACCAGCGAUUUCAAGCACUACACAGACAAAACACGGGCCACAACAGCGAAUGGUCCGAGUGGACCCUCUGCAUAAAAUGGGCGCAGGAGCGAGAUCAGGGAAUCUACGAAUGUCAGAUUUCUACUAUACCCAUCAGGUCGCAUCAGUUUCGCUUAAACGUCGUUGUACCUACGGCGACGAUACUGGGCGGCCCCGAGCUGUACGUCGGUGCAGGCAGCACGAUAAACCUGACGUGUGCCAUACACUUCAGCUCGGAGCCACCAGCCUACAUCUUCUGGUACUACAAUGAAAACGUCCUGAGCUACGAUAGUCCCAGGGGCGGCGUCUCCGUGAUAACCGAGAAGGGUGGCGACGUCACCACCUCCUGGCUUCUCAUUCAGACGGCGCAGCCCUCGGACUCCGGGGAGUACAGCUGCAAACCCAGUAACGCCAAUACGGCAUCCAUCAGGGUUCAUGUCCUAAAUGGCGAGCGACCGGAAGCGAUGCAGACCGGGACCGCGGGGCCGAUAUUGUCCUCGAGUUGUCUAUUGGUGUCCCUCAUCAUUUUGUACAUAUCCUCGGUGUAAACGAAAGUGGAAUCAACACCAACGGUUGAAAUUCACAUCCGUCGCGGUAUGUUCCUCUUACGUCGAAUACGUUUUCCACGUGCGUCCACCCAACAGUUGUGAUCGCGGAUUCGAACCGCAAUUUGUAAGGGACACAAAAGGAUCCCGCAAGAAUGGGUUAAGGUAAAGGAACGCGUUGCAUGCGAUAAUUCAUGAUGCUUUUAAAAAAAGGAGAGAAAACUGCCAAUCAAGAAAAAAUAGUGAUUCCUCUUGUAACUAGCAGCUCUCAGUUAAUUGAUUAUUACUCCUCACCAAAGGCAUUGUGAAUUAUAAUCCGUCAGCGACACGCCAGAUUACGUGAUGCGUAUCAUAUAAGAAGAAAAGUGUAAGAGACAGACGUUUACGAAAGUAAAGAUCCCAUGAAUCCAAUCAUUUUCUUUUUUGACGUCAGGUAAGGCGAUGUCGCUCAUUCCU
This is a messenger RNA of Pogonomyrmex barbatus (red harvester ant), 1727 nucleotides long. RefSeq names its product zwei Ig domain protein zig-8. Gene Ontology annotation, biological process: synapse organization. The record is from RefSeq and is a predicted model, not a curated record. NCBI's taxonomy places the organism in Eukaryota, Metazoa, Arthropoda, Insecta, Hymenoptera, Formicidae. Gene Ontology annotation, cellular component: neuron projection membrane.